Messenger RNA from Chara braunii, 740 nucleotides. Lineage: Eukaryota; Viridiplantae; Streptophyta; Charophyceae; Charales; Characeae. The record is from the annotation of a GenBank genome assembly.
GGGGAGAAGCAGCCGUCAAAGACAUCAAUUGUAUUGUACUAGCGAUCCAAGAAGCAGCCAUGUCGGGAAGAGGAAAGGGAGGCAAGGGAUUGGGAAAGGGAGGUGCCAAGAGGCACAGGAAGGUUCUUCGCGAUAACAUCCAGGGCAUCACGAAGCCAGCCAUUCGCAGGUUGGCGAGGCGUGGCGGGGUGAAGAGAAUCAGCGGCCUCAUCUAUGAGGAGACUCGAGGCGUACUCAAGAUCUUCUUGGAGAAUGUGAUUCGCGAUGCAGUUACGUACGCUGAGCAUGCCAGGAGGAAGACAGUGACGGCAAUGGACGUUGUGUAUUCGUUGAAGAGACAGGGCCGGACUCUGUACGGCUUCGGUGGCUAAGUCUCCGCUAUCUGCUGGCGGUGUACGUGAUCGCCAUUGCCGCCGCUUGUACAGUGGCGUCAAUACAUUAUAUUGGUGUUUUUUAACACCUCCUUCUUAUCUGGACGUUUGUCUUCUCGAUCUGUGCAUGUUCGCCCUCGCGUCCGUCGGUUCCAGGCGUCUUGCAUACGUGAUUUUUAGUGGAUGAUUAUUUUUCUGUGCUACACGAUGGUUAUGUUGACGAUUGGCUUCAGGAACAUCAUGCGUGUGUUUGUGAUGGCGUGGUGAUGCACCUGGUACAAUCCUGCGAUGAGCAGUGUACAGCAGAUUGCAUACGUCAAAGGCCAGGGACAGACCGCCGAGCGGGACGGAUAAAUGACGCCGAAUAUC